Nanorana parkeri is the source of this 1819-nucleotide messenger RNA. RefSeq names its product solute carrier family 35 member E1 (gene SLC35E1). The record is from RefSeq and is a predicted model, not a curated record. Gene Ontology annotation, molecular function: antiporter activity. The transcript has 6 exons. Bases 83 to 1246 code for a protein of 387 amino acids. Lineage: Eukaryota; Metazoa; Chordata; Amphibia; Anura; Dicroglossidae. Gene Ontology annotation, cellular component: Golgi apparatus.
CGUCUCCACUUCCACGUCUCUCUAGUGUGCCUGUGUCCCGGUGAAGUGUGCGGCUUCCCUGUAGGGGAAGAGGGACCGGGUCAUGGCGGCUGUGACCGGCUCGGGGGUCACUGGCUCCCCAGCGGGGCCCGGUGUGAAGGAAGGGGCCCGGAUUGGCGUGCUCUGCUUGCUCUGGUACUCGGUGAGCUCUGGUGGUAACGUGGUGAACAAGAUCAUCCUGAACAACUUCCCGUACCCGGUAACGGUGUCCCUGUUCCACAUCCUGGCCAUCUGCUGCUUCCUUCCCCCUAUGCUCCGAGCAUGGGGGGUUCCCCAUACCCAGCUGCCUGCCAGGUAUUACCGCUGGUACAUCAUCCCGCUGGCCUUUGGGAAGUAUUUCGCCUCUGUGUCUGCACAUUUCAGCAUUUGGAAGGUGCCCGUCUCCUAUGCCCACACCGUGAAGGCCACAAUGCCAAUAUGGGUGGUGCUGCUUUCUAGGAUAAUAAUGAAGGAAAAGCAGACCACAAAGGUGUACCUAUCCUUGGUUCCAAUUAUUGGAGGAGUUCUGCUGGCCACUGCUACUGAAAUUUCCUUUGACAUGUGGGGGCUAAUCAGCGCUCUUGCUGCCACUCUUUGCUUCUCUCUGCAAAACAUCUUCUCCAAGAAGGUGCUUCGUGACUCACGGAUACAUCAUCUGAGGUUGCUGAACCUUCUGGGAUGUCAUGCUGUAUUUUUCAUGAUACCCACAUGGGUGUUACUGGACCUUUCAUCCUUCCUAGUGGAGAGUGAUAUGAGCUCCUUCUCUCAAUGGUCAUGGACACUUCUCCUCCUUGUCAUCAGCGGAACUUGUAACUUUGCCCAGAACCUGAUUGCCUUCAGCAUCCUUAAUCUUAUAAGUCCUCUAAGUUACUCUGUAGCCAAUGCCACAAAAAGGAUCAUGGUCAUUACAGUCUCUCUCCUCAUGCUUCGCAAUCCUGUGACUGGCACUAAUGUUCUAGGCAUGAUGACUGCAAUUCUUGGAGUUUUUCUAUAUAACAAGGCAAAGUAUGAUGGUAGCAAGGAAGCAAAGAAGCAAUUACUUCCUGUUUCCGCUGGAGAGAUUCAAGGCUUGGAUCAGCACCGUGAACAUCCAGAAAAGCUCCAGAACGGCAUUACUUCCUUCACUCCUGGAAAAGACUAUCAAUAUAGUCGGACCAAUAUACUGACUGAUCACUUUCAGUAUAGUCGACAGAACCACCCAAAUGCACACAAUCGAUAUGAUGUUUGAAGCAUCUUCCCCAUUGCUACCUACCUGGCAUUCCCCCUACGUCACUUGCUACACAUCACACUUUAUCAAGAAAAAACAAAACGUCUCAUACUUGUAUUGAUGAGUGGUUACAGUAUGAUUUGCUUGUCCAUUGGAAGUGGUGGAGAUGCAGUGUAUGCUUCUCUAUAGAGCAUGAUCAAAGCUUUGUCUGUUUUCAGUCCCUUGUUCUUCUGUAUCAGGACAUUAAGAUAUGUGAAGUGAGAUGGAUUUUAGUCUAAAUUACUUCUCCAGCUCCUAUGGUUGUGCAUUUGUGUUCUCCCUACAUCCUCAGAAGUAUUGGAACCUUUAGGCUGCUGCAUGCAAUUGAGUCUUCAGCCUUCCUAAGAAGAGCAUUAUCAUCUUUGUCUACUCCUGGCAAGCGCACACUGCAAUCUACACAUUACAUCUGAACUAGCUAAUGUUUGGACUAUAAAGAUGUACACUUGGAGUGAAAGGUGGUUAUGAUACCCUGCAUUAUAUUCACAUGAAUCUGGUUAUUAUGGAAGGCAUCUAGACCUUGGUUAUGAUCUUUUCCGGGAAGGUAUCUAUACAUGC